UGAUUCAGCCAUUAGGAAAAGAGGAGGGCGUGUUCGAGGGUCCCUGUAGCUGCAUGACGCGAGAGACGGUGGACUCUCCGCUUCUAGUUAUCGAGUCGGUUGUGUGAGGAACGCUGGCUGUUUUGUCGGAUACGUUACUAAACAUGGCUGAUCUCCAGGCUAAGUUUGAUACAGCAGCAGCCGAGGUGAAGCAGCUGAAGGCAAAGCCGACAGAUGAAGAAAUGCUGCAGGUCUACUCCCUGUUCAAGCAGGCUUCUGUAGGCAAUGUCAACACAGAUCGUCCAGGGAUGUUUGAUUUUACUGGGAAAGCUAAAUGGGAUGCCUGGAAUAAGCAGAAAGGCAAGAGCAAAGAGGAUGCCACGAACGAGUACAUCAAUCUGGUGGAGCAGUUGAAGCAGAAGUAUGGAUUCUAACACUACAUGACAAACACAAACUGCUGGAUGGCCUGAGAACAUCAGCCAAGAUAGCUCCCAUCGCUGUGAAAAGCCUUCAAACGCAACGAGUGUGGUUUAACAACACGUGAAUGCCUGGUGGAUCACUGCUGAUCUGUUGACUUGAAUAACCACUGAUGUAUGAUCAGAAACAUUCCUUUACCAGAGUACCAUCGUAUUUUCUGUUUACUGAGUCCUGUCAUUUCACGAUGAAAUGAUUCUUCUCUAAGUGCUCUACUCUGAUUUUGUGAUGUGUUCUUAUUUCACACGUAAUACAUACAUUAUGUACACGUAAUAAAUACAAUAUGUGUGAAACUGA
This is a messenger RNA of Scatophagus argus, 750 nucleotides long. Its product is annotated as acyl-CoA-binding protein-like. The transcript has 4 exons. Gene Ontology annotation, biological process: fatty acid metabolic process. The record is from RefSeq and is a predicted model, not a curated record. Bases 144 to 413 code for a protein of 89 amino acids. Gene Ontology annotation, molecular function: fatty-acyl-CoA binding. Lineage: Eukaryota; Metazoa; Chordata; Actinopteri; Scatophagidae.